Messenger RNA from Trichoderma gamsii, 816 nucleotides. RefSeq lists its product as hypothetical. Gene Ontology annotation, molecular function: structural constituent of ribosome. The annotation marks the transcript as partial. The record is from RefSeq and is a predicted model, not a curated record. Lineage: Eukaryota; Fungi; Ascomycota; Sordariomycetes; Hypocreales; Hypocreaceae. Gene Ontology annotation, biological process: translation; mitochondrial translational initiation. The transcript has 2 exons. Gene Ontology annotation, cellular component: ribosome; mitochondrial small ribosomal subunit.
UUAUCCGCCCGCAGCUUUUUGCAACGACCUUUUGCGGGAUGGAGACCUUUUGGCUUGGAUACAUGUAGCGAAAGAGUCGAAUUGGAGGAGCCAUUGAGGACGGCAAAGAUGGCUGCGACCUCCAGAUACGGCAGCAUGAUGCUGUCCAGACUUGCUGCCCCGGCGCAGGCCCGCGCAUUUUCUACAACACUGGCUGUGCGAUUCAACGCCUCGAGACCGAAUUUCGACAAGAGAAUAAACCCUCUGAUCGGCAACUUUGUUCCUCCUACGCCAGCUCCGAAGCCUGCCGCAGCGCCAAAGGCUCAGCCCGAAACACCCACCAAGACAGCAGAGCCCAGCGCCGAGUUCACACCACCACCCCCACCUCCUCCCGCCGCCGAAUCAGAAUCACCUUCAUCCGCCGAGAAAUCACAGUCCAAAUUCCCCUACAACGCCGCCGACUCAUCCACCAGCUCCUUCAACUUCGACAUUGCCGAAAUCGUCGCCGCCCGAUCUGCCGCCUGGGGCCAGUCCCUCAACGUCGGCGACCCCCUCCAGCGGCCCAAGAUCCGCACCGAGGCCGUCACUGGCCGCACCGUCUUCAUCCAGGAUCGUCUCUCCCCGACGUCGGCGCCUACGCCUGCCGUGGCGAUUCGUGUGCUGGAGAGGAUGUGCCGGGACCAAAAGGUGCGGAACAAGUACCACUCGCAAAAGUUCCAUGAGAGAAAGGGAUUGAAGAAGAAGAGGUUGCGGAGUCAGCGGUGGAGGGCGAGGUUCAAGACGGGGUUCAAGGCUGCUGUUAGCAAGGUUAUGGAGUUGAAGAAGCAGGGCUGGUAA